AGAUAAUUCGUUAACACAGGCCAGCAAGGAUUUUGAUAACGGUGAUCAAAUGCAUACUAACAUCAAUGAUACAUUAGGAUUGAAUUUCGAAAUGGCGCUCUCGCCCAAAAUAAUCGCUACGUCUUCUCAUCCACAAAACCGAGGAGCUUGUGAUUGGGGUUGGUCAGGUCUUCUAGCGCAUGGGUCACAUCAGUAUAUUGUGGUGGCGGAUCCCACUUCUUCGCAGGUCACCCAGGUGCUUGGCGUGCAUAAAGGACUUGUUACUUGUGUUAAAUGGAAACCAGAAGACAUACACCAUGAUGUUGUCGUCAAUCCUUACACGCUAACUCUGGCAGCAGGUGACACACACGGUGACGUCAUACUGUGGAACGUCACGAAAGGGGAACCCAAAUCAACCUUUGUCAGGAAAGGUCGAGUCGUACAAGACAUAACUUGGAUUACAAACCAGGAAACAAGUGAGGCAGCCAUUCUCGUAUUAUACAACAAAGGUUUGGUCAUUAUGUGGGACUUUCUGACGUCAUCACAACUUUGGCAAACUUCGUUUACGGAACCUAUAUCGAGUAUAUGUAUUGAUCCAUUCAACAAAUGUAAUGCUGUUUUUCUUUGUGAAGACAGCAAUAUUUUGCUGGUAGAGGAUCUUCAUCCAAAAGCGGCACCCUCUCAGAAAUAUAGACGGAUCAGCUUUUACGGCACCGCUGGACCCUGUCAGGAAGUUUCACCCCCUGGAUAUGAGUCCGCGACUAUGCGAAGAAACUCGUCUUCCCUUAACAAGUUCAUCAACAUGACGACGUCACUCAUUACAGGCACUGCUGAAUCCAGGUCAAGCAGCAGGAAAAGCAUGUCCGAGGAAGACCGAUCGUUCCAGCAACAAUGCCUACAGGUUGUCCAUCAUCCGGGAAUUCGUCACGUGAUCUUCAUGGUGUAUCCAUCUCAAGUAGACAUCAUAGACACCGAAGUUUGCAUUGUCAUGGCAACUAUUCGUCUAGAUUCCAAAUCGUCCUACUUUGUUCGGGUGUUGCCAUGUAAACAGAAGGAUGCCCUGUACUGUCUGCACGAGAAUGCAUGCAUCACCAUCCGUGUACGACGCCAGGACAAGUCCCACUGUACAUUCAACGAAAGUCAGGUGUCAACCCCAUCCACACCUGUCUUGCCAGGAUGUAACGAAUCAGGGGCAGACAAAUCCGACAUAACAUACGAUUUGAUCUGGCAGUCGGACUCGGUGCGCUUAAGUAACCAGAGUACUGUGUAUGGCUUUGGUCUACAUCCGGUUACCGAAGCGGGUGCGGCACUAAUAUUCAGCGAUGGAAAGAUUAUUCUUUGGGAACUAGUUAAUACCAGGAUCUAUGGUUUGGUACUCAAAGAUAUGUUUCCAGGAUUGAGUAAAAAAGGGCAGAAAAAUACAUUGAUGAAGGAGAGUCGAUUUCUCUUGACCGGAAUGGUUAAGGGAUUUCCGUCCCACAUCUGCACAAUUAGAUCUAACCUGCUGGAACAGGUGACCACGACCAAUAACCCGGGCUGCAAAGCAAAGGACUCGCUGCUGGCUCUUGGCAUGGAAAAUGGUGGUAUAUCACUACUCAACAUACAAACAGGCCAGAUUGAGAGAGAAAUCAGUGUACAUUCUGAUUCAGUCAAGGGCAUUGAGUGGAUAAAUCAGAACAUUCUCCUGUCGUGGACGUGUUCAAAGAGCGGAAACUCGCCUACAUGUACAACAGGCCGAAACGAAGUGUUUCUAACCUGGAUCCGGUCAGGUUUAGUAGAACUUUUCAGGUAUCGACAAAAGCUAGAAAGUUUGAUUACAAAUAUCAAAGUCUCUCCUCUGAGGCAGUAUGUUGUGAUCGCUUUCAAAUCACAGCCUUUGGAAGUAUGGUGCAUACAAACCAAAUCCUUGUUGAGAGAACUGCCAGCCAGCUUCCCACACCCGAGAGCUCUGACAUGGGCUCCUCUCUGUAGUUGGAAGACCGUGGUGAGACAGUUGAGUCAGAGUGUAAUGAACAAGGACAUCACAGACAUGACACAGGCAGAUAUAACAAAUCUAUUACAUGAUAAGGAGUACAAGAAAAUUGCAAGAGAGCAGUGUGUUUUGGCGGACAAGGACGGGACCAUAUGUAGGAUUACCUUGGAGGAAAGAGCUGUGUGGGAUAUUACUAUAUAUCCUCCUGAGGUAAAUGGCAUGUCGGCAGUUACCCAUAUAGCUAUGAAAGAUGACAUGUUGAUUUUAGGAGACGCAACGGGUGUGCUAUGUCUGUGGAAUCUCACCGAAAAAAAACUAAAAAGCGUCCCUCGGUCGGGUGACAAACCAUACCCGGGACUGAAGGCAAUCCUGUUCAAUCCCAGCACCAGAGACCACUUUUUCGCUGUCCUGUACGAUCAGGGGGUGGAUAUAUGGCUGUUCUCUCAACAUCACGACAAGUUGAAACUUCUUGGAUCUGUGAAGCACAGUAAGAAUAUGCCAAAGGUCAAAUUAUUAGAGUGGGCGGAUCUUAAUCAUGUCUCCAUGGUGAUGGAUGACGGAUCUAUCCACGUGGUAGAAUUUGCGUCAUCAAAAGUUACAAGCUCAUGGAAUCAACGAAAUACGAUCGACACUGUGUUUUGUCCCCAUACUCUCCCUGUACAAGGCUCGCUGAUUCUGAAGCACCUUCUACAAAAUGCUACAAGGUCAUCGAUGGAAUAUCGCCUUACCGCUGAUAAAGCGUAUUUAAAAAGAUAUAUUGACACGCAGCUGGAACUCAUCAACAGAGAAACAUUAAACCUUUUAACGAAUGAAAAGUAUGGCACAGCAGAGCGAUGUCUAACAACAGCACGAUUAUUCGGAGACGAGUUUGACGUUAACUUUUGGACUACAGCCCAGUACUUUUUAAACCAUGAGAAAGAUGAGCGUAACAAUUCUCGGAAAGAUCACCAGCUUAUUUCUGUCGGUGAUGAAGCACUGACAGACAACGGAAGUGCAUGCUACACUGAUCACAGCUGUAGCGAGGCGUAUCUGGACUGUCUCCGACCUCAAUCUUGCUAUGUGAAACAACAAUUUCACAGAGUCGAGCAACACAACAAGAAAAGAAAAUCACAAGCGAAUAGGCACAGAUGUAUACAGAAAUUUACAAUGAUGGGAAGACUCGAGGAAGCGACUAAAAUUCUGCUGGAAACGGAUUUUCAUUCCGGGUCAUACCGAGAGGACUAUCUGCAAGCAUGUCUGUUGUCCAGUGAUAGAACAAAUAGCACAGCACAGAGCACACUAAAACUUGUCGCAACUCAUCUGAUCAUUUCUGGAAACUUAGAAGAGGGCGUGGUGAUUUUGUGUCUGCUGGAUAAAGUGUUGGAUGCAUGUAGAUACCUUCAGACUUAUAACCAGUGGGAAGAGGCAGCCUGGCUUGCUAAGGUGAUGUUGAACGAGAAAGACUGUGAAGAAGUAUUUUUGAAGUGGAUAGAACAUUUGACAUCAACUAAACAGAUGCUACAUGCAAUUUACAUUAUGAUGUCGCGGUCAAAAUUCGAUGACGUCUUGAAAACGCUUCACUACAUUGGGUAUAUAGAGACGGCGGCUUGCUUUCUCAAAGCCUCUCAAGAAAUAGGAUUUCAAUUGACAAAAGACGAAGCUGAAACUGUUAUGGAGAAGUACCAUUCACACGUCGAGCGAUUGGGCCUGCAGAUUUAUACAAACUGAACAUUCCAUAGAUUUGUUAACUUGAAAAGGACAAUCAUUUUGCGAGAUAUAUUUUCAAAGACUUGAAAAGAGCGAUGUUGACUUGAUCAGAGUAUUAAAAAUUGCUUGUUAAUUUAUUGA
Messenger RNA from Ostrea edulis (European flat oyster), 3778 nucleotides. Its product is annotated as WD repeat-containing protein 11-like. Gene Ontology annotation, molecular function: protein binding. The record is from RefSeq and is a predicted model, not a curated record. Gene Ontology annotation, cellular component: cytoplasm. The coding region runs from base 50 to 3658 and encodes 1202 amino acids. Lineage: Eukaryota; Metazoa; Mollusca; Bivalvia; Ostreida; Ostreidae. The transcript is spliced from 30 exons.